AUGAAAUCCGGCUUUCCCGUGCUUUUGAGCUCGAUCCUGCUGCUGUUCAUCAGUAGCCCAAUUGGUAGCGCUGGCGCACAUCCAUUACCCUACGAUCCCGAAAAUUCAAAUGUACGGAGCGGUGUCACAUCAACCGGAAGCAACCACGCCAAAAGAUCAGACGGCUGGCCUGUUGGCCCCGUCCCAAACAACCAUUUCUGGAACAUGUACAAAUUUUAUGAAUGUCCAACAGCAGUUGACGAUCUGAUUUGCAGUGGUCCAAAGGGUCUGGGCUGGCGCGGAAAUAUAAGUAACAGGACCGGAUGGCCCCACCAGCUUUUUACGUGUGAAACAACCGAGAAGGCGUAUUGCCAUAAGAAUGUGCCCAAUCAGAAAUUUGAUUUGUUAAAGGACUCUUAUGAGGCGCAUCCAGUUAACAAAAGUUCAAUCAGGUUCAACCCAUAA
Molecule: messenger RNA, 444 nt
Organism: Puccinia triticina
Lineage: Eukaryota; Fungi; Basidiomycota; Pucciniomycetes; Pucciniales; Pucciniaceae
Exons: 3
Coding region: 1-444 (147 amino acids)
Source: RefSeq, a predicted model, not a curated record